AUGCCUUUGCCGACAUCUUCGCCUGGCGUCGCUGCUGGAUUUCCAAGGGGUGGACUCAACGAGUUGAGGUUUGCGACAGGGGUUGAUGUUCCUGUGGAUGUAUCCUCAAUUGUUGUUCAGUUGACAAAUUGCUGUCAAGGUGUAUUGACCAAUAUCUAUGGAAACGAGAAAGCCUCUCCACCUCAGCCAAAUUCUUGGAAAACGGCUGCAUCGUAUGAAGCCGUUAAUCCCACAACAAAGUGGAGCCUCUCAGAAUGGCGUACCAAGAUUUGGAACCACGACUUUGACAAUGCGAUCUUCAGCCCUGCGGGAAUCCUUAAUGAUGGUGCGCUCAAGAAGCUGGCCUCCAUGGCAAGCCCUAUUGAAAAUUCGAUUGGGUUAGAACGUGUGAUUGGUGGAUGGGCAUGGUUUGGGACUUACGGUGACGAACUCUUGGCAGAAAUCAAAACCCUCCCAUUCAAGUCCAUACCAAAGCAGAAGCAGAAGAGGGUAGCAAAGCGGUCAAUGGUUGAUGUUGCAGAAAAGCGAACGCGUGUCUCAGCUGCUCCCACACCUUCCUCAAUGUGUCAAAAAAAAUCUACUUUUUCAAAUCUACUGUAA
Messenger RNA from Laccaria bicolor S238N-H82, 600 nucleotides. RefSeq lists its product as uncharacterized. The transcript is spliced from 4 exons. The record is from RefSeq and is a predicted model, not a curated record. The coding region runs from base 1 to 600 and encodes 199 amino acids. Lineage: Eukaryota; Fungi; Basidiomycota; Agaricomycetes; Agaricales; Hydnangiaceae.